AUGCAUCCUCCACCCGAUAUUCCCGUCCAAUCGAAUUCAGACCUGGCUUUGGACCCGGUCACGAUUAAUAAACAUAAACAACGGACAGAAGCAAUGAUGCCAGCUGUUGCAGCUGCAGGACCGCCCCGCCGCCUUCUCUUCAUAGCCUCAAUAGGCAACCAAGGCCCUUACCGCCGAACAAGACACAGCGCAGGCCAUAUCCUGCUUGACGAACUCCUCCCCCGACUCCGUGCGCGAUGGACCACACCUAGCGAUGCGCAAACAACGCCCAUCGGCGCAUACUACUCAACAUGGUAUAGCCCGUCCUUCAUGAACGAGUCAGGCCCAAAACUGGUCCGGCAGAUGGUCAAGUCAUUUGGACGGCAGGAGGAGAUUCUUGCGCAGGGCCCUACCUUGUCGCCUUGGUUAGCUGGGUUGGUACCCUCUGGAUCUGGGUCUGAGUCUGGGUCUGGACAGCCGCAAUAUCCAGCUACACUAGUUAUUCUGCACGACGAGCUCGAGGCGCCGUUGGGCAAAGUGCGGGUUAAGCGGGGUGGGCCUGAGGCUUUCAGCUUACGGGGUCAUCGGGGGCUGAUUAGUGUUUGUGAGAGUCUAAGAGGGAAGGGGUUAUAUCCUGCGCCGAGUCAAGGUCAGAGUAAACGAGGGAAGGAUGCAUCCACGUCGCGGGAUUUGUCUAUUUUGCGAGUUGGUGUUGGGAUUGGGAGACCGGAGAGUCGGGCCAAGAAUGCUGUUGCCGAAUAUGUUUUGACGGAGAUGGAUGCGAAGGAGUUGGCAGCUGUACAGAGGGCUGUUGAUCCUGUUGUGGAGGUUCUGGAGGAAGAGUUGUAUAGGGUUGAGGUACAGAAGUCGUGA
Penicillium longicatenatum is the source of this 852-nucleotide messenger RNA. Its product is annotated as aminoacyl-tRNA hydrolase. The record is from RefSeq and is a predicted model, not a curated record. Gene Ontology annotation, molecular function: peptidyl-tRNA hydrolase activity. NCBI's taxonomy places the organism in Eukaryota, Fungi, Ascomycota, Eurotiomycetes, Eurotiales, Aspergillaceae. Bases 1 to 852 code for a protein of 283 amino acids. The transcript has a single exon.